Electrophorus electricus (electric eel) is the source of this 2201-nucleotide messenger RNA. RefSeq names its product spermatogenesis associated 18 (gene spata18). The record is from RefSeq and is a predicted model, not a curated record. Gene Ontology annotation, cellular component: mitochondrial outer membrane. Lineage: Eukaryota; Metazoa; Chordata; Actinopteri; Gymnotiformes; Gymnotidae. Gene Ontology annotation, biological process: mitophagy by internal vacuole formation; mitochondrial protein catabolic process.
UCCGGACUGGCCACGUUAAGCAGUCCCGCGGUUGCUCCACGAAUGGCAGACACACUGCGGAGGUUGGCUAACACAUCGUCAUGCAGCGUUGUGCAGCAGAAACUGGAGGCCUGGGAUAAAGACUACCACGUGAUCUCGUGCGACCAAAACCUAAACCGCUGUUGUGAGCUCCUGGAACUGACCUCCAGGGUACAAGGUCAGCUGUUCACCAUCCUCAGCCUCACUGCACAAGAAGGUGGUCACUACGCAGGUGUGGACACCCUUAAAUCCCGCCUACUGCCAUGGCUUAGUACCUGCUUCACCAUGGCAACCACCUCCGUGUCCCCAGACACCAGUCUCAACCUUAUUCAGGACAAUGUGGAGAAGGACAGAAAGCUCCAGGAACUGUCAUUAUCUCACGAGAGCGACAUGUUUAAGAUGGAAGAUCGGCUGUGCUCCACCCGUUUAGAGCUGGACUCCGUCAAACAGAAGUUAGCUGACGCGAAGUUUGAACUGGAUUCCACCAAAAACAAGUCAGCAACCAUCCUUCUCGCCACAGAGGAUGAGAUAUUGCAUCUGAAAGCUGAGCUGCAGGACGCCUAUGAGCAGAUGAACCUGUAUAAGAUGAAGAUGGAGGACUAUGACAGGCAGGUCCGAUUACUGAGGGAUGAGGUCACUUAUCUCACUGCUGAGAAAACCAUACUACAGGAAAGCAGGCUGAUGAGGAGCCGGUCUCCCAGUCCCGUCCCCCACUGUAGCCGUGGCAGCAGCCCCGUGAGGGCGGAGUCUCCCGCGCGUGCCCGGCUCACCAGCUCUGCUCGCCGUACCCGCCUCCUGUCCUGCUUCUCUGAGCUGUACGCCACCGAGAGGCUGGAGGCCCAAAGCCUCCUGCGUCGCUACGUCGAUGACCUGGAGACAGUGCAAAGGAUCCUGUUCAUCGCUGCUGUGGAGUCUUUCCAGGCUGCUAGACUGGCUUAUCGACAGUUUAAGCUGCGUGUGAGGAAGACUCUUUCCCCUACGCACGUUGGCCCUGAGAGCCUGGAGGACUCUGUUGCGGACUACAUCGUCCGGAACCUCGACCUCUACGAUGUGCAGACAAGUGUCAACGACGUGAUUAACGCCAUGAACGUGAACCCGCGGAUCUCCUUCCCUCCGGAGGUGGACUUUGUCCUCGUCAGUAGCUUCAUCAGAGAGAUGUGUAGGACGGCCUUUAGCAUGCAGACGCUGGAGCCUCCGUUAGACCUGGCCUUCAGCACAGACGGAGAGCUCUACAGUGACACCAAGUACAGACGGAGUUAUGACUCAGAGUUCACCGCUCCACUGGUGGCGUAUCAUGUGUGGCCCGCGCUAAUGGAGGGAGACACAGUCAUAGUGAAGGGAGAGGCUGUCACCAGGAGAGGAACACUGUGGAGGAGCCGUAGCCGAAGCCGAAGCCCCAGUCCUGUCCGCUCUCGUUCAGGAAGUCCUACCCGCACACUUAUAUCCAAUCAUAGUCGGAGCCUUUCCCCUGGACGUCUCUCAACGGGUCGGCUGUAAAUUUGAGCUUUAAAGUUCAUCCCCCUGGCUGUUCAGGAAUCAUAAACAUGCUUCAAAACAUUCUGUAAUUUCAACAGAAUCAUUAUUACCAAUAAUCAUUCCUGUUGUCUCUUUUAUCUCGUAUAGAGUGAAUAGCCGAUUUCACAAAUGCCUUGUCAUCUUGGAAAAUCUACAAACACAAUAUUCCUUAACAUGAGUUUACCAAGCCUUAGCACAUAAUAUUCCUUAACAUCAGAUUACCAAACCUUUUCUUUUGUACUUGAAACAUCUCUCUUUACAUGAAGAGGCAUCAGAAUAGCGACAUGUGUUACAUAAGUCAGGAGAGUCUGGAGGACUGUGAUCCUUUAACCCUGUGACCUGUUGACCUUUUCUCCUUGCUCCGAGCUCUGCGACUAAGGUGACUAAGGUGUGUGUGGUAAAGAGCUGGGCAGAUCUUUACAGGUGCUAUGUUUCCAUUCCUCCUGUAUCCCUGUAUGUGGUUUUUCGAGGGUGCUGUGUAUUUCACGUACCGUGUUCAUCUGAGCUAGGUGUGCAGUAGUGAGAUGUGCAGUAGAUAGGUGUGCAGUAGUGGUGUGUUCAGUAGUGAAGUGUGCAGUAGUGAGGUGUGUGCAGUAGUGGGUGUGUGCAGUAGCGAGGUGUGCAGUAGUGGUGUUCAGUAGUGAGGUGUGCAGUAGUGAGGUGUGUAG